CUAGAACAUUCCAGAUGGCCAAAAAUCUCUUCUUCCCCAGAUAUUUUUGAGCUUCUGCAACUGUUCUUCAUCAAUGGGACCCACAUACAACCGCCUCACCCCAAUUCGUAAUUAUCCGUUUUCAACACACUCUAUAAAUAAAUUUCUUCCCCCAUUUACCGAAUAAUUUUGCGUCGUAAUGCGAAAACUUAAAACUGAAAACAGAAUAAAAAAUGGAAAUGGAGUUCUUUAGUGGACAGCCUUUUUAUUACAGUGUUCUUGGUGUUGAUAGAGACGCUUCCGACGAACAAAUUCGACGCGCUUAUCGUAAACUUGCCAUGCAAUGGCAUCCAGAUAAGUGGUGUAGAAGAAACCCUAGUUUUAUUGGGGAGGCCAAACAUAAAUUUCAGCAAAUUCAAGAAGCAUAUUCAGUGCUGUCUGAUAGUAGGAAGAAGAUGAUGUAUGAUGCAGGGUUGUAUGACCACGAUGAUGACGUGGAUGAUGUCGAGGGAUUUGGUGAUUUUCUUGAAGAAAUGGUGUCUCUUAUGAAUGAUGCAAAGAAAGAGGAAAGGAACUACAGCAGUGAGGAAAUACAGGGUAUGUUUUGGGAAAUGGCGCGCGAUUUUGAGAUUCCUGAGAGGAAUAUUCCUCCGCAGCAGCAGGGACCAGAGUGGUUUUGUAACCCUUUUACACUUUACGAGUCGGCUUCAACCAUUCAUGGGGGAGGGGAAGCGAGGUUCAGGUGAACCCUCACUUAAACAAAAAUCGACCUGUGAAAAACAUACGGUGCACGCACCCUCAUUUUUGCAGAAUCAAUGAGUGAAUGAUUCUCUUGAUGGAGACUGUGAUGAAACGAUGUCGAUCUGAUAUUGCUUGGGAAAUUGGUUUUGAUGUAUAUAUGCAAAAUUGCAGAUUGAUCUUUCCGCAUAAAUGGACAGUUUUUUCCGAGUUAAAUGUAAUCCUCCCGGUACUUGUGGAUUGUCAGUUUUUUUUCUAGGUUGAUUUGUGUUUGUUAGGCGUAGAUUUUGAAAUCGAAGCGGGGUUGUGCCUGCUCUAGGGUUGCUAUGUACAUUCUUGAAUAUUGAGGUAUCCUAUAAGUGUUGUUUCGGUUUUGACACUACCGUUUCGA
Erythranthe guttata (spotted monkey flower) is the source of this 1108-nucleotide messenger RNA. RefSeq lists its product as uncharacterized. The record is from RefSeq and is a predicted model, not a curated record. NCBI's taxonomy places the organism in Eukaryota, Viridiplantae, Streptophyta, Magnoliopsida, Lamiales, Phrymaceae.